UAUAACCCAAAGGUUUGCAUGUUAUCAAAAAUGUAAGAUAUCAAAUCCAUGAAUGAGAUUAAAAAAGUCCACCAUAAUUGGGCUAUGUAUUCUUGUGUAAAAAUUUAUGAUAGUAUCUAUAAACAAUAUUCCUAAGAAAAGAAAUAAAUAUGCUGCUGUGUUAUAUUACAGAGCAUGAGGGCAGUCUUCAAUAUUAUGCAGUCAUUUGUUUUCCAUGCACAAGGAAAAUACAUACAGUAUUGUGAAAUGUGUGUGUUUUAGGUAAAUACUUGAGUUUGAUGUUAAGUCUUCAACAAAGAUUAACUUGAUAAAUACCAAUAUUUAUAUACAUGCAUACAAUUUAAUAGACAAUCUCAUUGUAAUUAGUAUUAAGUGUUUUCUAACAAUAAAUCUCCUUAAGUUCUCUGCAGAGACUACACUCAAGCUCAUACCCAAGAUAAUCAGUGGUCGUUACCCAUCUCGCCCAGAGAACUUCUCAUCAGAGCUUUAGGGAAUACUGAAAGAGAUAUUCAGUAAAGACCCUCAAUCAAGACCAACAGCCAAUGAGAUCCUGAAGCGUCCUAUUAUGAUACACUGUCUGUCAGAAAAGUGCAAAACAACUGUAAAGGAACUCCAGACCAUGGUGGACAAGUUAAGGGAUGUGGCUGACAGUCUGGAACACGUGCAUCGGGGUGCCACCAUCGGCAGUCUGACAGGAGGAGUGAUUGGAGCGGUGGGAGGGAUUACAUCUGUAGUGGGCCUUAUACUGGCUCCCUUCACUCUUGGAGCCUCUCUCAUUGUCACUGGGGUUGGAAUAGGGGUGAGUGCAGCUGGUGGGGUCACUGCUGGUGCCUCGAAUAUCACUAAUAUGGUCAACCAGUCGUCUGAUCGCAAAGCUGUUCGAAGCAUCAUUAAGAAGAUUGAACAGAAAGUUAAUUCAGUUGUCUGCUGGCAACAGGAAAUUAGCUACAUCUUAGAGGAAAUCAGGAGCAGAUGUGAUGCAGCUGACACAACUACCACUGAGGUCAGUGAGUUAAACCAAGGCAACUUGGUAGCUGGCUGCAUGAGGACAGGAAAGGGCCUUGGUGGCAUUGCUGAACUGGCGCGAUUAGUUCAAGUGACGAACAUAGGCAAAGUUGCAGCACAAGGGGCCAGGGCAGUACGUGUGGCAGAGGUAGCAUCAGGUGUGCUCUCUGGUUUAUUUUUGGCAGUGGAUAUCUUCUUCGUUGCCGUGGAUGCAAAAGAGAUACACCACAUCAGACAGGCAAAGGCAGCAAGGGAAAGAGAGGGAACUCCUUCUGGGUCAAUGUCUGAAACGGACACCAUUGAACUUGUGUCUGACAGAUCAAAGGUACAGGACCAGACUUCCACAAUCAGAUCAGAGAUCAUGAAAUUUGCUCAUUCAAUCAGGCAGGCAGCGGAUGACUUGCAGAAAAACGUAGAGGAGCUGAGAUGCAUCAACGUAAUGUUCCCUUCACCUGAGGAGCUAAACCAGCUGAGAGAGAGGUCACAUUAAAUGAAAUCUUGUAAAAUAUCAGGUGUAAUUGUUAACACCAGUGUUGUCACAAGUUUAUUAACCUUUGGCAUCCCUAGUAGUUGAUUGUUAACUUGUUGAUGAUUUCUAGUUUUAGCAUCAAAGCACCGUGUUGCACCAUAAUGCAAGUGACAAUAACUUCAAGGUGAAAUGUGUAAGCAGACUGCAACCAGCUAAAACUUCUCCCAGCUAGAAUGCCUUUAAUGUUCUUGGUUCAGGAAGUUUUUAUGGGGAGCCAAAAUAUCCACAGAGGUCUCUUCCUCUCCAAAACAAAUGGACCAGGCCGGUAAAAACACUGAAUAAAGUCACAAAUCAGUGCAUCUCCAACUCUGUUCAUCAUCUCGAGACAGGAGGCUCCCUUUUCUCUCAUAGGUUAAUAUGUCCUCACCAUAUUUUGAUCCAGACAAGCAGGGUUUUUUUUUUUUUUACUGUGAGCUGAAUUAUCCACAGUGGUGAUUUAAACUGGUAAAAACACUGCAUAAGGCAGUUUCAUGUUACAAAUCCAUGUAUCUCCAAUGCAGUCUGACAUGUUGCUGCAGGUGGCUAGUGCGACACAUGCUAAUGUGUGGUCACCGUUUUUUUCCUCUACUAAGAUAGAAGCCAGAAGCCAAAUUAUACACAGAGGUCUCUUCCUCUUCAAAAUAAACAGACCAGGUAAUUUAAACUGCUAGAAACAUUAAAUAAAGCAGUUUCACAUUACAAAUCAGUGUAACUCCGGUGCCACUCAUUGCAAUUGGGCUUCUUACUACAAUGGCAGACAUGAAAAUGCAGAAAGGCAAAUGGCUCUAUGUGGAGCCAGUGUCUGAUUUGUCUGUUCUGGACUACUGUAGAAACAUGGCGAUGCAACACAGUGAUCUCCAUGGAAGAGGACGCACUAUCUGUGUAGAUAUAAACUUCUUAUUGUAAGGUGAGGAGAACACAACAAUUCUUAUAUUCAGGUGAUUAUACACUAAAGAAAACAUACUAUGAUAUUACAUUUAAUUUACAGUUUUGUUUAUAUAUCCCUAAAUCCUACACACUAAGAAAACGCAUUAAUGAGAAAGAUGAUCUUAUCUUACAUUCUAUAAAUAGGAGCUUUAACUGCAUUGAAACUUGCAUGCUCGAGUUAUUUGCUAUAGUUCAUUUGCUUUUUUGCAGUUUAAGAUGAUUUUUUUAUUUUUGAAGGUGGCAAAGAGAGAAAAAUGGGAUACUUUUGGGCUCUCUUCUCUCCUCACCAUCUCAACUAAUUCCUAAGAUUGCUUGCUGAGUUUGUGGGGGGAGACAUACUCAGUGAAGUCAGAGUUUUACAGUCUUCAUUUUCUAAUCAUUCUCAUGUAUUCAAUGAAGUGCAUAUUUUGCCUAAUUCUUAUCCGUAGUUUCUUUAAACACAUCCCUAGGUACCUUUAGUAUGUUCAUUCUUACUGAAAGCUGUUCUCACUUAUAAUCAUCCUCUGUGUAUUAAUUCUUAUUAUGUUGUACUCAUGGGAACUGCGCAUUGGUUCGACAUCCCAUUGUUCCGACCAUAUUAAACCCAUUGUUCCCAAGUCCGUUCCGAAAUCAUCCUGAUGCCCUGUGGUUAAGGCCUGGUUAGGUUUAGGUACAAAAACCACUUGGUUAGGGUCAGGAAAAGAUCAUGGUGUGGAUUAAAAUGAAAAAGAAAGUGACAAACACAUAAGCUGUGAGCCUGCUCUGCCUCAAGUCGGUCGCGUUGCACCAUACUUCCGCCGCGAGCCGUUCAGCACCGUGGACAGUUGGACCAAUGGGCUGUCGAACCAAUGACAUGGACCCAUACUCAUAGUGAUAUACUUGUACUCUUAUAAUCAUCUGUUUGUAAUCAUCUUUGUAUAUUGCAUUUAUCAUUUUUUAUUGUAUGCAAAGUGAGCCUUUUUACGCCCUGCACCUGUCCCUGUGUCUGAAAGCUGGUAAAAAAAAAAAAAAACACACAGGAAACAGAAGAGGGAGGUGCAGGGGGGAACUUUGCAACAGUUGCACUCGAUUUGUCUUUUGUGUACUCACAUUAUAUUUUCAGUGAUCAACAUGUUCAUAGACUCCACAGUUAAUAAUGACUUUACGGGGGUGUCAGUGGCUUUGCAUUGUAUUUGUUGAAGUUGUCAGAGAAAUAGUUGAAACCUGAGCUCCUGAUUCUGUCUGCCUCAACAAGCAAGACUUUCCACCAAGCGGAAAUGUAACUACAUACUUAACACAUUAUCAAGUCCCGUCACAGAACAUGUAAAGGCCAGACAGACUCAGAGUGGGGUGUUGUACCAUGGUGGCCACUCACCUGACUGUUUUUGUUUUCUUUUUAUUUCUUUGGGCGUUGGCCGCAACUAGGAACCUCUGUAUUAGACUCUGAAUCAUUCUUUUGUAUUGCCAUUUUUGAAUUUUUUAACUUACUUUUAACUUUAAGUUGUAUCCUAGACACUGAAACUUUUGCUGAUUUUGCUUCAAAUAAAGAAGAU
Epinephelus fuscoguttatus (brown-marbled grouper) is the source of this 3951-nucleotide messenger RNA. Its product is annotated as serine/threonine-protein kinase Nek1-like. The record is from RefSeq and is a predicted model, not a curated record. Gene Ontology annotation, molecular function: protein kinase activity; lipid binding; ATP binding. Gene Ontology annotation, biological process: lipoprotein metabolic process; lipid transport; protein phosphorylation. Bases 566 to 1495 code for a protein of 309 amino acids. Gene Ontology annotation, cellular component: extracellular region; membrane. NCBI's taxonomy places the organism in Eukaryota, Metazoa, Chordata, Actinopteri, Perciformes, Serranidae. The transcript has 2 exons.